This is a messenger RNA of Solanum dulcamara, 1298 nucleotides long. RefSeq names its product glutathione S-transferase TCHQD. The record is from RefSeq and is a predicted model, not a curated record. Lineage: Eukaryota; Viridiplantae; Streptophyta; Magnoliopsida; Solanales; Solanaceae. The transcript has 3 exons. Bases 251 to 1054 code for a protein of 267 amino acids. Gene Ontology annotation, molecular function: glutathione transferase activity.
AGGCAAUUCGAAAAUUGCUUUUCUUGGUUGUCAAAUUCUCUCAUAAUUCCACUCUUUUUCUCUCUCUCUCUCUCUCUCUCUCUCUCUCUCCACAAAAAGGUAUAAACCCCUUUAAGCCAAUUUAUACUCUUUUCUCCCUCUGUGUGUGCGCGCGCGACCCCCAAUUCUCUUACACAGCUUUUUACCAAAUUGAAUUCUCUACUGGAUUCCAUUAGGUAUAACAUUCUUGGCAUUCUAUGUUGAUAAUACCAUGCAGCUAUAUCAUCAUGCUUUUUCCUUGGACAGCCAGAAGGUGAGACUUACUUUGGAGGAGAAAGGUAUUGAUUACACGUCACAUCAUGUGAACCCUUUGACGGGCAAGAACAUGGAUGCAUUUUUCUUCAGUAUGAAUCCAAGUGCGAAAGUUCCUGUAUUCCAGAAUGGUUCUCACAUCAUAUAUGAUACAAUUGAGAUAAUUCAGUAUAUUGAAAGAAUCGCAGAAAAAGUGUCGUCUGGCGGAAACAAUCUGAACCUCAGCAGCAGAGAAGUUGUCGGAUGGAUGCAUAAAAUACAAGAAUGGGAUGCAAUGUACUUUACCCUUUUCCAUGUCCCUGAGAAGUAUCGGCUAUGUGUUUCUAAAUUCUUGAGACGUGUAAUAAUUGCCCGAAUGGCUGAAUCUCCCAACUUAGCAAGUGCUUACCACUGUCAGUUACGACAGGCAUAUGAUACGGACGACAAGUUGAAGAACGCUGACGUUUUGAGACGAAGUGAAAACCAUCUAGUAAGACUUCUUGAUGAAGUGGAACUCAAACUUGGUGAAACAUCAUAUCUAGCCGGGGAAGAGUUCAGUCUAGCUGAUGUAAUGCUCAUUCCUGUUCUAGCUAGAAUAGAACUCUUGAACUUGGAAGAGUACAUAAACAGUCGUCCAAACAUAGCAGACUAUUGGGUGUUGGUUAAGCAAAGACCUAGUUAUAAGAAGGUGAUUGGUAAGUAUUUUGAUGGAUGGAGAAGACGAAAGACACUGCUGAAAACAUGGUGCUUCAUCCGUGUCAGAAGCAUGCUUCGAAAAUAUUGAGAGUUCAAUGUUGGAGAAGACAAGCACUUAUCUAGUGCAAUACAACUCUUUUCCUUUUCUUGCCGUCCAGUUUAUUGUCUGUCUUUGUUUUUUGGGAAGGAGGGGAGAACUCACAGCUGCAUAGUACAACAAUAAUUGUUAAGAUGGUACUAUAUUGUACUUCGUUUCUGUUUGCACUUUUUUGUAACCAGAAAGAAAGUCAUUUGCAAUUGUUAAUAUAUAUGAAAAGUUGAACGUUUGAUCA